UCUUCAGUUAUAAAUUUUAAUACUAUCCGUUAAUUUGCUAUGGUUGUUUCUGUUUUGGGCUAUAUUUGAUUGUCUUGUGGCUUAUGGAAAUGUAUGAAAAAAAAAGUGAGAUAGAUUUGCAACUGUUUGGAUUUAUGUUUAUUGGCUUUUCUUCACGAACGGCUCAUAUUUAUAUAUUUAUUUAUUUAACCAAUUGUAUUGAUUACUGUGAAUUAAUUGGACUGAGUGUAAAAGAAACGGACACGUAGACGAACAUAGUUUUUUAUACGAAAUGCGCGAGCGAAUAAUAAUCCUGUUUAUAUAUUAACUUGAAAUUCGAUAAUAAAUUGUGUAUUAAUACAAAUGCCCGUCGUUUCCUUAAUCGGUUCGUUGCAUCGUUCAACAAUAUGAUGACUUAACUAUUUACGCGCAAUAAGAAAUGUUUAUGCGACAAAUUCGAAACACGUUCUAAAAGUUCUUCAAUUAUUGAAAACUUUUGAUUACAAAAUGCUGUUUUUUUUUAAUGAUAACGUUCAAUGAUGAAAUCUAACUGAUAUUUGUACAUGUUUUUGAUCAUGUUGAAAAAUACACAUAACAAAUUUAUCAGCGUCUUAAGAAAUAGCCAUGCGCUAAAUUGUUUGUUAAUAUGUUCCAUCGUGUAACCUCAAAUUUAAUAGUAAAGCCGCGCGUGUCGAGUAUAAACUUCUCCCGGUUAAGAAGCGCAAUUUGUGAUAUGUCUUUGGAAGAUGCCAAAAGGAUCGCCGCGUACAAGGCGGUCGAUGAGUACAUCAAGGAUGGAAUGGUGAUCGGCGUGGGAAGCGGUUCCACGGUGGUUUACGCCGUAGAUCGCAUUGCUGAACGUACAAAGAACGAGAACCUGAAAUUGCAAUGCAUUCCCACGUCCUUCCAAGCCAGGCAGUUAAUCGUCAAGCAUAAAUUGAACUUGAGCGAUUUGGAGAUCUGCCCGGCAAUCGAUGUUUGCAUCGACGGAGCCGACGAGGUCGACAAAAACAUGACUUUAAUCAAAGGUGGAGGCGGGUGCCUGCUGCAGGAGAAGAUCGUGGCGAGCUGCGCCAAUAAAAUGAUAAUCAUCGCCGAUUAUACGAAGAACUCGAGGCAGCUGGGCGACCAGUACAAGAAGGGCAUUCCCAUUGAGGUGGUGCCCAUGGCCUAUGCUCCAAUCAAACAUCAAAUUGAGAGGCAAUUUGGUGGAGAGCUUGGUCUGAGGAUGGCUAUUGCCAAGGCUGGACCUGUUGUCACUGAUAAUGGCAACUUCAUCUUGGAUUGGAAGAACUACAAGCAGGACUAUGAUUGGGCUGAGAUUAACAAGAGUAUAACCUUGAUUCCAGGUGUGGUUGAGACAGGGCUGUUUGUAGGGAUGGCAAAGAAGGUGUAUUUUGGCCUUGCAGAUGGAUCUGUCAAGGAGCAAGUUUGAUUGUAAUUUGUAAUAAAUAAAUGUAUUUUUUUUC
Molecule: messenger RNA, 1448 nt
Organism: Nicrophorus vespilloides
Lineage: Eukaryota; Metazoa; Arthropoda; Insecta; Coleoptera; Silphidae
Product: ribose-5-phosphate isomerase
Exons: 1
Coding region: 626-1414 (262 amino acids)
Biological process (GO): pentose-phosphate shunt, non-oxidative branch; D-ribose metabolic process
Cellular component (GO): intracellular membrane-bounded organelle
Molecular function (GO): ribose-5-phosphate isomerase activity
Source: RefSeq, a predicted model, not a curated record